UUUCAUAUACCAAGGUCAUUUUAUAUAGAUUCGUAAAGCAUUUAUCACUGUUCUUGUGGAUACAGUACGGAAAGGUUCGCUGUGAUUGGCUUAUCAGUUUAUCAUAUAAACUGUUUAGUAUUAACUUAAGGUUUACCCGCAAUUGUGUUUAUCCAACCAUACUUACUAUGAUCGCCCUCGCGUGCUAUUAAACAUUAUUUUAUAUUCAAAGGAAAUAAGGAUAGCACUAAUAGUCAUAACGCAAAGUCCUCUUCGCUGAAACGAUUGUUGAUAGUAAUGCCGAUAAAAUCAAAAUACAUCCUAAGUUAAACUUAAGCUGUAUUCUAGUAACGAAAAUCGAAGUUUGGACAUGUGCUUUUUUUUGGAUAUCUAAGUGUAAACGUGUUUUAAAGUUAAAUAAAAAUGAGUAAAGAGGAAAAGCAAGAAGAAUACAAUCCGUAUGAACACAGAAAAGUUGAAAAGCCGAGUUCAGAUGUCAGAGCAACAGCGAAUAUAAUAAAAGCUUCUCUUGGUUCAGGGCUACUAGCUGGCCCUCUAGCUUUUGCUAACUCCGGAUGGGGCAUAGGGUUAUUGGGCACAUUUCUGGUCGGCCUUAUAUGCGGGCAUUGCGUUCACAUACUAGUAAAAACGUCUCGUGGUUGCUGUAAGAUAGAACGAAAACCGCAACUAACGUAUGCGGAAACAUGCAAAGCGGCAUUUCAAAAUGGACCAAAAUGUGUUCGACCAUAUGCCACGGCUGCAAGCAUUUUCGCGGAGUUUGCAAUGCUCUUAACGUACGUUGGCGUCUGCUGUAUUUACACUAUCCUCAUAUCGGACUCCAUUAAACAGUUAAUUGACAGAUACGUACCGAGUUUCAACGUGUCAGUUGAAUAUUACUGCCUUAUCACAUUAAUUCCGAUUUGUCUACUAUGCCAAAUUAAAUAUCUAAAAUGGCUGGCACUGUUCUCGAUAUUGGCUAACCUGUUCCUUUUACUGACGUAUUUGAUUUGUCUUUAUUACGUAUUUGGGGACAAGAUUACGUUUUCGGACAAGAGGGCAGUGGGCGACCCUUCGAGAUUUCCUGCAUUCAUAUCAACCGUAAUCUUCGCCAUGGAGGGUAUAGGUGUUGUGAUGCCAGUUGAAAACGCAAUGAAGAAACCCCAGCACUUCCUCGGAUUCCCAAGUGUGCUAGUGGUUGCUAUGUCUAUGAUCGUCUUCUUCUACAGCACUUUGGGCCUAUUCGGCUACCUGAGAUAUGGAGAUGUACUACGAGGAUCUAUUACUUUGAACCUUCCUAUUGAUGACUGGCCUGCAAUUUGCGCUAAAGUCUUCAUAGCAUUAUCUAUUUUCUUCACCUACCCACUGCAAUACUUCGUUGUCUAUGAUAUUUUCAAGAAAUACGCAAAUCCUUAUAUCAAGGAUAACUACCGUGGUGUUACGGAGGUGACCACUAGGACCAUUGGUGUUUGCAUAUGUGUGGGACUUGGCGUCGCCUUGCCUUUAUUAGAGCAAAUUAUAAACCUUGUUGGCGCAUGCUUCUAUUCCAUUCUAGGUCUUAUAAUUCCGGGAAUUAUAGAGACAGUUUUCAAAUGGGAAAAUCUUGGGAAGGGAAAGUGGGUUCUAUGGAAGAACAUUAUCAUUGUUAUUUUCGGCUUGGGCAGUCUGGUCUCCGGUUGCACCGUCACAAUAAUGGACAUUAUCAAAAUACAAAACAACAAAACAGAUUGAUAAGAAAAUCUAGACAAUUAUUAGAAGAUUUUAAAAAAAUAUUUUAAUUUAUUGAAUACAUUAUAAUUUAUAAGUUACU
Molecule: messenger RNA, 1786 nt
Organism: Pararge aegeria (speckled wood butterfly)
Lineage: Eukaryota; Metazoa; Arthropoda; Insecta; Lepidoptera; Nymphalidae
Product: proton-coupled amino acid transporter-like protein pathetic
Exons: 8
Coding region: 403-1707 (434 amino acids)
Biological process (GO): amino acid transmembrane transport
Cellular component (GO): vacuolar membrane
Molecular function (GO): amino acid transmembrane transporter activity
Source: RefSeq, a predicted model, not a curated record